AUGGAUGAGAAAAAAAGUGAAAAGAAAUUUGCAGCUCCAUUUAAAUGUCCUUUGACCAGAUGUGAAGAAAAUAUCAGUUCAUCUUUGCUACUUUCUCAUUUCAUGAAAGUUCAUCAUCAUGAAGAUAAUGGAGUAGAUUUAAAAGAAAUUCAAGAGAAAGAGAAGAUAUCAUUGAUAGCAUCAAUAAAUGAAGAAAAUUUGCAAAUCGACAGAGUUGUUUGUUUAGGGAUUUUGGCUUACCGAAAUGACGAAAAAGCAGAAGGUGGAAUCGCAAGAAGUACGAUGAAAAAACAUUCAAAUGCUCUUCUUUCAAAGCAACACGAAUUUUAUGAAACUCAUCUUCCAAUCUUAAUCAUGGCAAGUCGUGGAAAUUAUGUAAAGAUGUAUGCAUCAAACAAUGAAUUUAUCGAUCCUCAAGCAAAUUUCCUUACCAUUUGGUUGUUGAUGCCUGAAAUAAUGGAAACAAAAUUAGUGGCAACUGUCACAGUUUACAACGAAGAGCUGACGAGAUCAUUAAGUUCACUUAUUUAUGUCAGAAAAGCAAACGAUACUCAAAAUGCUCGCGACUUUAUGCGCACUGAAAUGAAUUGUUUGACAAUCAAUUCCGGAUUUCUUGAACAAAUUUCAAAUGAAGAUCGAAUAUUUAUCGAAAUUUCAAUCGAAGAAAAUUUAUUGUAG
This is a messenger RNA of Clunio marinus, 678 nucleotides long. NCBI's taxonomy places the organism in Eukaryota, Metazoa, Arthropoda, Insecta, Diptera, Chironomidae. The record is from the annotation of a GenBank genome assembly.